Lathyrus oleraceus (garden pea) is the source of this 1683-nucleotide messenger RNA. Its product is annotated as transcription factor bHLH110. Gene Ontology annotation, molecular function: RNA polymerase II cis-regulatory region sequence-specific DNA binding; protein dimerization activity; DNA-binding transcription factor activity, RNA polymerase II-specific. The transcript is spliced from 7 exons. Bases 260 to 1489 code for a protein of 409 amino acids. Gene Ontology annotation, cellular component: nucleus. The record is from RefSeq and is a predicted model, not a curated record. Gene Ontology annotation, biological process: regulation of transcription by RNA polymerase II. NCBI's taxonomy places the organism in Eukaryota, Viridiplantae, Streptophyta, Magnoliopsida, Fabales, Fabaceae.
CUCAUCAUUCUCUUACUUCCUUUUCAAGGAUACUUUAAAGAUGAAGAAAGAGUAAAGAUGAAACCCAAGAAAAAAGUGGGGGCAAAGAACCGAGGUAUGUGGGUGUCACCUGGAACUGUGUUCCUUUCAUUACAGUAGAGAGAUUCCAUUUACUAAACCAUCCUUAUUGUUACUCAUCAUCUUGGGAUUUUCAAUCAACCCUUUCUUUUCUCUUUAUUUAACAAGUUAUAUAAAACAAGUAUAGUUAUAAAUUUUGAUUAUGGAAUCUACAAAUCUCCAUCAUCUCCAAGACCAACAACCUCCUCUUCCUGUUUCUUCUUUAUCUUCUUCUAUCCCAUCUUCUUAUGCUGUUGGAGGAGGAACCACCACCAUCCACUCUUGGACCCCAACAAACAUCACUUUGAAUAAUGCUGCAGGUAACUUCAACUCAAAUCUCCAAGAAGUUAAUCCGAGAUAUUCGAGAUCAAGCGCGAUGAUUCAAGGUUUAGGUUAUCAUCAUCAUCAUCAUCAAUGGACAAAUGAUGAUGUUAACAGAAACCAUGAGUCAGAUUGUGUUAAGGAAGAGAUUUCAUUUGCGAGUUUUCCUAAAUUUACUGAAAUGCUUAAUUACACUCCUCCGAAUUCAAACAUGGAGAACUAUGGAAUACUUGAUGAUUCUUCCACUACAAUACAGAUGAAGAAUAGUACUAAUGAUGAACACAAGGAUAUGAAUGCUCUCAUGCUCAAGAAUCUUUACACUGGUGGAGACUUUUACAAUGCUCAAAAUUAUCAUAACAUUAAUGGUAGCCAGAUUCACCCUAGUAUAAAUAUCUCGAACUUGAAUCAUUACUCGUCUUCGUCUACCACCUCAACCUUGGACAUGAACAUGCAGUCAUUAGAUCUACUAACUAAUUCACAAGAUCAUCAUCUUGGUAGAUUUAGUACUAAUGAUCAUGAAAACCUUUCUUUUCAUCUUCAUCCUAUGCCGAACGAACUCGCAAACAGAUCCUCUUCUAGUAACUCCAUUAAUAAGCCGUCGCUACUCAGCAAUGGUGGCGGAGAAACAAAGAGAGUGAUGCAAUCGAAGGCUUCUCAAUCGGAAACGGCAUUGAAGAAAUCACGAUCUUCAUCAGAAUCACGACCGCCUUCGUGUGCACCCUUUAAGGUUAGGAAAGAAAAAUUAGGAGAUAGGAUUGCGGCUCUUCAACAGUUGGUGGCUCCUUUUGGAAAGACUGACACUGCAUCUGUACUCAUGGAAGCUAUUGGAUACAUUAAAUUCCUUCAAGGCCAAGUAGAGACACUAAGUGUUCCCUAUAUGAAGUCAUCACAAAACCAAAACAACAUAUUGAUGCAAGGGGAUUCGGCCAUAGGUGACACAAAUGGAGAAGCAAAGCAAUAUCUGAGAAGUCGAGGACUGUGUCUCGUGCCAUUGUCAUGCAUGUCAUACAUAGCAGGUGAUGGGAGCACUGAGGGGUGGCAACAACGCCCGAACUUUGGUGGACCAGCUUGAUUAUUGAUAGUAAUAAUAUCAAAUAAUUCUACAAAUGGAAGUUAAGUAAUGAGUUUAAAAACAAAUCUAAGUGUAUCCAUGUUUAAUGGAGCAAACUUGAUCUUCCUUCGUAAGAAUCAAUGAUGGCCAAGUUUGAUCCAUUAAAUUAAACAUCUUGUAUCAUUAAUUAAUUAUAUUGUACGUACAUUUUGCUA